Messenger RNA from Blastomyces dermatitidis ER-3, 201 nucleotides. RefSeq lists its product as uncharacterized. NCBI's taxonomy places the organism in Eukaryota, Fungi, Ascomycota, Eurotiomycetes, Onygenales, Ajellomycetaceae. The transcript is spliced from 3 exons. Bases 1 to 201 code for a protein of 66 amino acids. The record is from RefSeq and is a predicted model, not a curated record.
AUGACUUCUGCCUCUCUAGUGAGGAUCUCAGAGCUUCAAGUGUUGAUGAAUUCUGUCAAGGCUGAGGAGGUCCCUCUUGCUCAUCUGCAAAAGGAGAUGAAAGUUGCCGCAGUGCUAACUUCUCAGCAGGCAAAGAUGUCAGUGCCAGAGACUUUAACAGUGAAGAAUGAGUUUGGUGAAGAUGUGGUUGUUGAUGAGUAG